UUCCCUCCCCUAGCAUUAGCUGUAAAAAUGGAGGCGUUGGCAGAGCUAGAGCGAGUCCAGACUCGAAUCCUCGAACGAAUAUUGAAGCUAGAGCUCUCUCACCUGCCUCAAAAUGCCGAACCUAUCUCUUCUUCCUCUCCUCUCACCAAUGGCUAUACCAGCGCCGAUGUCGAAUCUCGCCUUUUCAAUAUUCUACGGUCGAAUGGCGUCAAUGACUUCAUGUUCAAGAGAGUCGCCUCCGAUUAUUAUGACUGGCCUUUCGAAUCCCGCCGCGACGCCCUUGGCGCCGCCUCUGUCCAUCAUCUUUGCAAAAGCAUCGUUUUGGUCAAUACUCAAGCCCCGUCCAAUGUAAUUGACUGUAGUGAUUGGAACAAUUCAAAGUAUUAUGUUGUUGUAGUCCAGUAUACUGCUAGAUUCAAUGCUGAAACUGUCAAAAAUUUUCUCUACACACUCAACAAUGGCAAGAUAUCAAAGAAGAAAUUUAACUUGAGACUUGCUCCCGAGGAGACAUCAAUUAAGUUGACUGGCUAUGAACACAAUGCAGUUACUUGCAUUGGUAUGCAAACUGACAUUCCAGUAAUUUUAGAUGAAGCCAUUGUAAAGCUUAAUCCCGAUUUCUUCUGGUUGGGGGGAGGCAAGGUUGAUCUGAAGAUUGGAAUCAGAACCUCUGAAUUCAUCAACUUUGUCAAACCUUUCAUUGUCAGCUGCAGUGGUAGCUAAUUAUACCCAUUGAUUCCACAAUAAGAAGAAAUUACAUGGGAAUCCAGUCUGCUGGAGAAUGAUGAUUAGUCUUGUAUUGGUUUCUUCGGGUUUAUUAAAAUUUGAAAGUCAAAUGCCGAAUUGGAAAUUUUAAGUCCUGCGUAGGCAGCCAUGUACUUGAUUAAGGCGGCUAGUGUGCCUUUUAGGUAGUCUUAUUAAAUACGGACUUUACUGAAUGAGAGAUUUCCUAAUACUCUUUAUGUGCUUGUUAUGCAAGAUAUCAAAGGGCCAAAGAUAGGGUAUAUUGGCUUGUCGGGUACCUAAUGACUUUGAAGG
Messenger RNA from Hibiscus syriacus, 1035 nucleotides. RefSeq lists its product as uncharacterized. Bases 28 to 720 code for a protein of 230 amino acids. The record is from RefSeq and is a predicted model, not a curated record. Gene Ontology annotation, molecular function: aminoacyl-tRNA deacylase activity. Lineage: Eukaryota; Viridiplantae; Streptophyta; Magnoliopsida; Malvales; Malvaceae. The transcript is spliced from 5 exons.